Corylus avellana is the source of this 1456-nucleotide messenger RNA. RefSeq names its product Glutaredoxin family protein. NCBI's taxonomy places the organism in Eukaryota, Viridiplantae, Streptophyta, Magnoliopsida, Fagales, Betulaceae. The record is from RefSeq and is a predicted model, not a curated record.
UUGCAGGUACGUAUCUUGAAUCCUCAAAAAGCGAGCCUUGAGAGCCGUCCAGCUCUGGAAACCGAAAGCAUCCACCUAAAACAACAUCAUUUUGAUAACAACACCAAAACCCAAAAUUCAAAACAAAAAACAACCAACGAACAAACAAACCCUCAAAAUCUCGAUCUCUCCGCCGUCACCGUCACCGCCACCGAGACCGCCACUCACGCAUCCAACGGCCACGGUCGUCGCGAUCACUCCACCGCCGUUAGAUCGUCGUUUCUUGGCAUUUCUGGGCCGAAUUUGGGUUGUUGUUCGAUGGCAGAAUUCGAAAAUAACGUGGAAUUCUCCGGCAAAUCCAAGCCUUCCUCCUCCUUGUUCUUCAACCGCUCGCUUACCUUGCGCGCGCCACUGAAACCCUACCUCCAGGCUGGUCUGGAACGAACUGCGUCCGGUCCGUUGAAGCGAUUCUACAACCCCAUGGAAUCGGUCCGGUCUGCCGGGAAUUCCAUCAAAGGUAAGGUCAAGCAGCUCUGCAGUAUCUUUGAGACCCCGAAAAGCCCCGAGGAACCGAAAUUCAAGCUCAAAGCGGCUCCGAAAUCGGUCGAAUCGGUUCCGGAUAUUUCCUCUACGAUCCGGUUAUCCGGCACGGAGGACCGGAUCGUGGUGUACUUAACGAGUUUGCGCGGGAUUCGGAGGACCUACGAGGACUGUUACGCGGUGCGGAUGAUAUUUCGGGGAUUUCGGGUGUGGGUCGACGAGCGGGACGUGUCGAUGGACUCGGCGUACCGGAGGGAGCUCCAGAGCGUGUUGGGAGAGAAGAAUGUGACUCUGCCGCAGGUCUUUGUGCGAGGGAAAUACCUGGGUGGCGCUGAAAUGAUCAAACAGCUAUUCGAAAUUGGCGAAAUGGGGAAAAUUCUUCAAGGGUUUCCGGUUCGGGAACCUGGGUUCGUCUGCGACAGCUGCGGCGAUGUGCGGUUCGUGCCGUGCACGAAUUGCGAUGGGAGUAGGAAGUUGUUUGAUGAGGAGGAAGACAGGGUGAAGAGGUGCUUGGAGUGCAAUGAGAACGGGUUGAUUCGGUGCCCGGAUUGCUGUUCUUGAAAUUGGUAUUUGUUAGAAUUGAAAAUUUGUUGUUUUUGUUGAUAAAUAAAUGCCUACAAAGUGUUUGAUGAAUUGUCUAUUUGAAUUCCAAAAGUGUAUUUUGGAUGAAAAGGGUUUGGGUCAUCGGUUAAGGGACUGAUGAUUGUUCAACUAAUCUCUUUGAACAGCAUUUUGGAUAAUAGUGUAUGUUAUUUCAAAGUGCCGGUUGGGAAAUGGGUUUUGGGUGUGUUUCUGAGUGUAUUUGAAAAUAGAGGGGAAAGGGUGUCUCCUCUUAUAUCCUAUUGUAAAUAUGUUAGUAGGAGUACUAUUUAAUUCAAGUUUGCAAAUGUUAUCCAAAGAUGUAUCGUAAUGAGAAUGGGUUCGUUUUUAUGCCCAA